AUGAAGUCCGCCAGCGACGAUGCCCACCACGAAGAAGCCCCCAAGGACGAGUCCGCCCUUUUACCCGCACUCGAACCCAAGGACGACCAGUGGAUCCAUCGCGACAAGUUGGCCAAGAUUGAGAGCCAGGAGCUGCAAGCAGCUGGUCUAUACGUUCCACGCUCACGAGCUCCCAGCAAGCAGGCCAGAGACCGUAGUCGUAGCGCGAUGCGGCGCGGCACAGACGCUUCCGAAACGCGGUCGCGUAAGAACUCGGCGUCCGUCGAGCAGAGGGCUUCCGACUACCAAGCCCCCAGCUGGGACCUGAGGACCCCCGAGGAGAUUGCCGAGGAGGAAGCCAGUGCCUACUUUAUUAGCAAUGGGCUGCGGGGGGCGUCGCGGAUACCCGUGGCCAAAACCAGCCCUGCGCCCAUAUCGCUCGACCAUCUGGAAAGGGGGACGCUGAUGAGCGAGAGUCCCGAGACCACCGCACGAUCUAGGAGCGCGUCGGCGAGCCUGCGGAACCCGACGCUCCCUGCCGCCAAACGGUCCAACACGGACAUCUCGCCCAAAAAGGCGCCUACGUCGGGGGCCGGUCGCAAGAUGUCGAGCGGAGCCAAGGCUGGCCAGCGGCCCAAGACGCGGAAUGGCUCUGGCAGCACCACGCGCCCGCCGACGAGGUCGGGCGACUCACCACCCAACAAACAGCCCGAAGGUGAUCCGCCAUGGAUGGUCAACGCGUACAAGCCCGACCCUCGACUGCCGCCUGACCAGCAGCUGCUGCCCACCGUCGCGCGACGGUUGCAGCAGGAGAAGUGGGAAAAGGAUGGCACAUACGGGAGCGUCUAUGACAAGGAAUUCCGGCCUCUCAACGACACGGCCCUCCUACAGCCGCCCGAGGCAGCAGCAGGCCAAGCACCGCAGACUGAUUCGGCCGACGCGGAGCCUGCGCCCAACGGGGAAUGGCCGCUUCGACCAGCAGCCGACAAGUCCCCCAGCAUACGGCAGGGCUCCUACUCGACCAUGCCCAAGAUCUCCGACAAACCGCCCACCUCGCCGAUGCCCUCGCCACGACCCAACGCGAACCCGCAAAUGUUCCAGCCGCAGAUUGAGGUGUCAAGCCCAGCCGCGCAGCGUCCGCCCGAGACCAAGGACGAGCCCAAGCGAGGCGGAUGCGGGUGCUGCGUCGUGAUGUGA
Molecule: messenger RNA, 1176 nt
Organism: Emericellopsis atlantica
Lineage: Eukaryota; Fungi; Ascomycota; Sordariomycetes; Hypocreales; Bionectriaceae
Exons: 1
Coding region: 1-1176 (391 amino acids)
Source: RefSeq, a predicted model, not a curated record